AUGUCCACCGCUCAUACCAACGGCGUCGAGGAUGUUCCUCAGCAGGACCACAAGUUCCAGGAGAACAGCCUCGAGAAGAAGCACGGGUUGGAGGACGAACAUUACGAGGUCCGUAAUGUAGACGUCUUCCCUGCUGCCGAGGACCGCGAUCCGGCCCUCAUCCCCACCGAGGAGGACCUGAACACGCUCCGUCGUGUCCCCGCCGCCAUGCCCUUUGUCGGUUUCGCCAUGUGCCUCAUCGAGCUCGUCGAGCGCGCAUCGUACUACGGAACUUCCGGGCCAUUCAACAACUUUAUCAACAACCCUAUUCCACCUGGAGGUACCCCUGCCGGUGCUGUUGGCAAGGGUGUUGAGCACGAGAACGACUCGCCGGGUGCACUUGGUCUCGGCUCAGUUUCGGCCUCGGCCAUCAUCAUGAUGUUCAAGUUCCUCGCCUACGUUAUCCCCAUCUACGGUGGUAUCGUUGCCGACUCGCAGUGGGGUCGCUUCAAGACCAUUUGCUGGGGCACUGCCAUCGGGGGCAUCGCUCACAUCAUCCUCGUCAUCCCCGCCAUCCCACAGGUCCUGGCCGUCCCCAAGGCUGCCCUCGGCAUCUUUAUUUUCUCUAUCAUCGUCCUGGCUUUUGCUGCCGGCUUUAUCAAACCGUCUCUUGGCCCACUCCUCUGUGACCAGUCGCCCGUCAAGGCGCAGACGAUCCGUUACAACAAGAAUGGCGAAAAAGUCAUCGUCGACCCCCAGGCCACUGUCACUCGCUACCUCAACAUCUUUUACCUCUGCAUCAACGUCGGCGCUCUUUUCCAGCUCGCCACGACUUAUGCUGCUCGUAACAUUGGUUUCUGGCUGGCCUUCUUGAUUCCUGGCAUUCUUUACUUCUUGAUGCCCCCCGUCCUCUGGUGGGCUAGCCCUCGCCUCGUCAAGCUCCCUCCCCAGGGCUCGGUCCUCCCUGACAUGAUGGCCGUUUUCAAGGUGUGCAUGAAGGACGGUGGCUGGAAGAAGUUUGGCCACGGCGGUGAUGCCUGGUGGGCCAAGGCCAAGCCGUCGUACAUCAUCGAGCGCGAUGGCCAACUCGACCCUUCAAAGGUUCACUGGGACGACAAGUUUGUGGAGGAGAUUCGCCAGACUUUUACCGCUUGCUGCGUGUUCCUCCUUAUCCCCAUCUUCUCGCUCGCCGACGCUGGCGCAGUCGGCCUUGGUAACAUUGUCAACGACAUGUCAGUCUCGAUGACUCUCAACGGUGUUCCCAACGACCUUAUCACAAACUUCAACUCGAUCUCCAUCAUCGUCUUCUCGCCCAUCAUCACUUUCUUCGUCUACCCCUUCUUUGAGAGGAUUGGUUGGCCCCUCAAACCCAUGACUCGCAUGUCGAUUGGUUUCUUCUGCGGCACUCUUGGUGCCGUUUUCGCCGCCAUCAUCCAGCACCGUAUCUACAAGACCUCUCCAUGCGGCAACUAUGCGACCCACUGCAUGAUCGAUGGCAAGACUGCCGUCUCGCCCGUCUCGCUCUGGUGGCAGAUCCCCAUGAUCGUCUUCCCUGCCAUCGGUGAGAUCUUUGUCAACGUCACCUCGUAUGAGCUCGCGUACACCCGUUCUCCUCCUCGCAUGAAGGGCCUCGUUUACUCUCUCGCCCUCUUCAACACUGCCAUUGCGUCGGCCAUCUCGCUCGCUUGCUCCAAGGCGCUCACCGACCCUAACCUCGUCAUUGCUUGGAUCGUUCUCGCUUGCGUCUGCUUCAUCCCCUGCUUCAUCUUCCCGACCUAUUACCGCUCGCUCAACGAGUACGUGUUUGAGUGGUCCGAGACCGAGCAGGACGCAAAGGUUGGCGGCGGCUUCAACCACUCACACCCUCACGGUCGCGCCAGCUUCAGCGACAUUGAGGCUUACUCAGUCAAGGACACGGACAAGUACUAG
Molecule: messenger RNA, 1908 nt
Organism: Cutaneotrichosporon cavernicola
Lineage: Eukaryota; Fungi; Basidiomycota; Tremellomycetes; Trichosporonales; Trichosporonaceae
Exons: 2
Coding region: 1-1908 (635 amino acids)
Biological process (GO): transmembrane transport
Cellular component (GO): membrane
Molecular function (GO): transmembrane transporter activity
Source: RefSeq, a predicted model, not a curated record